ACUGCCCAGAGCAGGUGCAGGCGCCGUCUCUCUGCAGCAUGACGAGGGAGCCUGGCGCCCCACUGCCCAGUGUCCUGCCUGCCCAGGGGAAGCUCUGGGGUGGUUAUGUUGAGCCCAGCCCUGUGUGAGAAGGGGAGAAGUUGGCAGCGAGUCUCAUACAGCAGCUAGCCCCCAGCCUGUCCCCUGGGGAGUGGUCAGGUGUCUCCAGCAGACAAGUCAGACAAAGGCAAUUUUAAGAUGGCAAUGGAGGCCCUGAAGGACUCAGCGACUUCCCCGAGGUCACAGAUAAUUGAACAUCUCCUGGAUCCCAGUCCAGUGCUUUAGGCACAGACCUUCUUUCUCCUCUCAGCCAAACUAAGCCAAACUAACUCCCAAAGCCAAACUCCAGCCUGGACCUAAUCCAGAUCCACCCUCUCCCUGCCCAGCCCAUCUCUAAUUAACAGAUCAGGUGCCGGGAGUGGCCAUGUGCCAUCCCCCCAUUGAGGCCAGUAUUGAAGGACCCUCUCUGGUAGCAGUCAUAGGCAGGUCCUAGCUCCAGAACAGGGGUCUCUGGGCCCAGCUUUCAGACGUCUCUGUGGACAGUGUUUCUGAACGUGCAGUGGCUGGUAAAUGCUCUGGUUUGGUGUUCAGGAGGGAGAUUUCAACACUGUCAGGGAAUUCCCUUCCCAAAGAGCAGCUCUGCCAGGACCCCUCUCUCCACCCUUCAAUAUCCCAGCAGCGUUAGCCUGGGUGCUUCAGCGCAUGGCAAUCAAAGGCUGGAUUACAUGAGGCUUCAAGAGAGAACACAGGACAGCAGCCGCUUCGCUGUGAGAAGUAAAAUUAAUGGUGGGAAAAAACAGUUGAGUCUGCAGAGAGAUGGAAGCAGGAAAUGUCUCUAACACAAUCCACUUCCUUCUGCAAUGGGGGAAGGUCCGAUCUUGAAUGAUAAACUUCUCACUAUCUCUUUGGACAACGGAGAGCUGGCAAAGGCUGCGGUGUUGAAAGGUCGCCCCUCUGACAACAAAAUGGCUCCGUCGACCCCUGUGUCUGGAUUGUCUCUUCCAUGCCUGGUGCUGCUGCUUCUCCUGGAGAUCCCUGGGGCCGGGGCCCAGGAGUUCCAGCUGCUGCAGCCCCAGGGCGCCGUGUCGGUGUCAGCGGGAGAGAAUCUCACUCUGAUCUGCUCUGUGACUGAGCUCGGUCCAAUGGGACCCGUGAAGUGGUUCAAGGGCUCGGGCAGUGGCCGCCAGCUCGUUUAUGCUCAGGUGGGAUCAUUCCCCCGGGUGACGCGGGCUGUGAAUGGCUCUGGCACAGACUUCACCAUCCGCAUCAGUGACACCCGCCCCGAGGACGCUGGGAUCUAUCGCUGUGUGAAGUUUGAGAGGGGGUCGGGAGCCGAUGAGGAGUUCAGAUCCGGCAAUGGCACUGUCGUGUCUGUGAGCGGUAGGUGGCCCUUAGCCAUCCCUGCUCUCUGGAUCGGGCUCUUCCUGGAGAAGGUGCUGAUUGCCGCCUUCCUCCUCUUCUCCUUCCUCUCCACGAUGAGCAAAGGCCCCGGGGCCGUUUCCUGGUUUUCUCGCACCAUCACCGCCUGCCAAGAUCUCUGUCUGUGCCUCUGUCCCCGCCGGCCAGGAAACGAGUCCACGGAUGCACCUGCAGUGAGCCCUGCUGGUCGGGCAGAGGGAGCCCAGGCCUGAUGGGAUGUACCCACCAAACUCACCCACCUCCUGAUGGAGCAGCUGACAGGGAAUUCCUGGCUUGGCUUCUGGCCCCUCCGCCCGUCUCUCGGCGCUAUCCGCACUGACCUUCACUUCAGGGAGCAGAGCUCAAAUAUGACAAAUUGAAUUAUUGAUUUUAUUCCUUUCAGAUGGGGUGAAAUGCAAUUUACUCCUGUGUAACACACCGUGCGGCUGUGACCCGGGGCCCCGCAGCAGAGGCCCUGAGUCCUGCGGGUUCGACCCUGACGCUCAGACUCUGGCUCCCUGGGCUGGCAGGAGCUGGGUGUUUUGCAGAUGUGACACCGUGACCUGAUUGGAGAGAACUAGACAUGUGCUGUCACCGCUGGGUCUGCCCUGACCAAUCACGGGAGCACCCUGGAGAGGGGGGUUUUAAACGAUAUCGUUCCCCGGGAAGAGGCCAUUGGGCCUGACUGUGGCGAUCACAACACACAUGUAAUAAAUGGAAGCCUCCCCCCGCCAUUAAUUACCCGCCUCUCUGUUCCGGGCAACCUCCGAAGAACAAACUCACUGCGCACGACUCCCUGGCCCCUUGGGCUGAUGCGAGCAGGGAGCCUCCUGCCUUCGUGAGCGCGCAGCGGGGAAUUCGGGAAUCACUUCCCUUUGAAAAUAAACCACAUCAAAGAGGGCUGCACUUACCAGGACAUGCCGAGUCCUUGGGCUGACCUACCACGGAGUCAGGGCUAAUUGUCCCAUGUAGUCAGUCAAGGACAAAAUCAAGCGUUCUCUAUGGGCAUAGGCUGGGGGGACUUGGACUGAGCAUUUCCUAGUGUUCUGAGAGCUGGGUUUGAUGCCCACAGUCCUGAAAGCCCUGGGGAGCGGGCGGUCCCUCUGCAGCAGCGACCUUAACUCCCCCUGAGUGAGGUGUCUGUAAGUGACGAGCUAAUGCAAUGGCUGAUCAGUGUGUUGCUGUCUGUAUUGCUUAUAAAGGACCACUGCUGUGCUGCGGGCUACUCGACUAA
Chrysemys picta bellii (western painted turtle) is the source of this 2671-nucleotide messenger RNA. NCBI's taxonomy places the organism in Eukaryota, Metazoa, Chordata, Testudines, Emydidae. The record is from RefSeq and is a predicted model, not a curated record.